AUGAGCGCCCCCUCCCCCCUCCCCCUCCGGGUCAUCAGCCAGCAAACAGGCGCCAACGGUGCAUCACAGACGGUUCGGCAUCAUGGCAGCGUGGAGGUCUGUAGCACCCCUGCAGCGGACAGCACUGUGGCUGUCCCACCUGGUGCCUCUCUACCUGAACCGUCACAGCAGCCUGACGCUGUCGGCCGCCUUGAAUCCGAGCAGGCUGUUGCUGUGACAUCCAGAGCCAGACCUGAUAUUGCUAGAUCUGCAGCGGCAUUCGCCAUCAGUGUCCGGGAACAGUGCCACUUGUCACAGAGAACUGUCAACAGCGUCAUCUCGGGGGUGCAACAGUACCAAGCUGCUCUCCUUGACACACUGAGGGAGAGAAUCAGAAGGGUGAUGAAAAAGUUCCUCUUCUGCCUCAUCUCCAACAGACUGCAGGCUACUAACAUUUAG
Knipowitschia caucasica is the source of this 438-nucleotide messenger RNA. The record is from the annotation of a GenBank genome assembly. Lineage: Eukaryota; Metazoa; Chordata; Actinopteri; Gobiiformes; Gobiidae.